AUGUCUGUCCUUGGUCAACUACUAGGUGGUAGACCUCAGCUUUUUCAGGACAUCAGAGCACACUAUCUUAACAUCAAAAACCAGAUAUCGUGGACAACCAGCGACCUUUGGAUGAUUCUUUGCAGUUUGAUCACCUCGUCAGAAAUUAAACACAUCAUUAUCGUCAUAGACGCUGUUGAUCGAGCAGAUAGGAGUAUCUUCUCUGAAUUACAAGACUUAAUUCACAGCUGCAUCCAGAGAGAAGCUUGCUGUAAGAUUGUUGUCACUGCCACAGAGCCGCCACCAAAUCAUCAUUUGCCUGCCUUGCAUGUAGUUGACUUGGCGAAAGAAUUUCCGGACGAAAUAAAGAGAGAUGUUGCCACUGUAGCCGAAAGGGGGAUUCACUCUUUGGCUUUCAUUUCCCCAGAAUACAAAGAUCUAGCGGAUAAACUGUCGAGACAAAGUCAGACUCGAGGACGCCAGCUGGAGACAGCGCUAGGUCUCAGAUUACUUGGAGCUCAAGGAUGUAGGUCCACAGCCAGUUCCAUACAAGCCGAAAUUCAAUCGAUAUUCGCCAGUCAUCCGCCCUUCCCUGAACGCUUGGUUGAUCAUGUCUUAUCUUCCCCACUGUGGAUACAUGACUGUCUAUUCUGGAUCUUGCAUUCCUACCGACCACUAACUUUAUCUGAACUUUCGAUCGCCUUGUUUAUCAGCGACCAAGCGAACUCGUUCGCUGAAAUUGAGAUCGAUAUCCCACUAAAUAUUCGGAAAGAUCUGAUCCAGAAUCUUGGUCCUAUAUUCUCGAUACAGCAGGAGCAGGUCCACCUCUAUCAUCAAUGCCUCAAGGAGCCCAUCUUGAAUGCACUGAAGCAAAAGAACACCGCUAGUAGUUCUACAUCUUCAAGAAAUCAACGAAGUGCCUCACUACCGCCAAUCUACAGCUCAUCAUCGAUUCUGUUAGAACAUGAUGAGAUUGCUAGGAAGUGCUUGAAAUACAUGUCUUGGAACGACACUGAGAAGCAAGCUUUGCAGAAUCCAAAUUUGAGGGUCACGAACUUUCAUCCAGUCAAACCACACGAUUUUAUGGCAUAUGCAGCUCGCUACUGGCAAGAUCAUUACAGCGAUGCUAGAUGCAACAAACGUUUACAUCAAGACGUGGUCGACUUUCUCAGCGACGAAACAAGGUUACGAAGAUGGAUCCGAGCUCGACCUAUAGAGCACAAUAUCAAAAUUCAACUUCAAUGUAAUAUGUCCCCGAUUCACGCAGCUUCUUAUUUAGGGUUGGUUGAUGUUGUGACGACACUUUUGAAAACCGCAGAUCCCAUUCACAAAGAAAUAGCUCUUCAUGCAGCAGCAAGAGAAGCACACGCGAGCAUCUUCCCACUUAUGCGAGAUGAUGAUUUGGUUUCCCAGCACAUCUCUAAAACCUCGGCUUUGGGGAGACAUUUAGAAAUAGUGAAAAUACUUUCCAACACAAACAAUCACAUUGGAUUGGGGGACAGGCAGUACGGGCUAUUCCAACAAGAUGCUCUGCAAGAAAAUGUGAAAGGCAUGAAUAAUCUACAAAAUGACAUUAUCCAUACACUAUUUUCGAAAUAUACUUACGACGAACUGCUUGUAGAAGCAAUUCGUCGCAGUCAGCUGCCGACCGUCCGAAUUUUGCUGAGAAAACCAGAUUGUUUAAAACUAUCUCGCAAGACGGUAGCCAAUCUUUUGCAAAUAUCGGUAUCAAAUUGCUCUUUGGAGAUAAUGAGGGAGCUUCUCGAGAAUAACGCAAUUGCUGCUAUUGUAGAUCUUGAAGAUUUGAUCGCCGCACUAGACCUAGCAGCUCAUCAUGGACACAAAAUGUUGUUUAGAGAACUCCUCGCCAAGGUCAAGAGGAAUGGCCAUCAUGUCAACUUUCUGCAGCUGCUAGACGUAGCCGUAAGCAAUGAUCAUGUGAAGAUCAUCGAAGAGAUUGAAAGAGCAGGGGAGGAUGUGAAAACAAUCAGCGAAGAAGUCCACGCACUCCACCUUGCAUGUCAUUAUGGAGACUUCCAUAUGGUAGAAAAACUUUUGGGCCUCGGGGUAGAUUCAUCAAGUGUAUAUUUGGACAAAUUCACACCUUUACAUCUGGCGGCCGCCAGUGGGAGUUUGAAAAUUGUGCAAGCGUUAUUGCGUCAAAUUCAGAAGAAUAAAGAAAUACAACGACCUGAGAACCCGGAGACAGCCAGGUCGAUCGGCACUCAAGAGCCUCAGACGGGAGGAAAGAAACGAAACUAUCUCCAGUUUGAUGAGAACCAUUCGGCCGGAAACAAAACAAUUACCGGUAAAUUACAAGACGAUGGUUCCCGGGUUAUUGAUGAAUGCAAUCCAGGGUUUGCUGCGGAUGAAGAAAGUAGCACCAUAGAAGAUCCUUGUUUGGAAAGCGAAUACAAUUCAGAGGUUUCUAGCUCCAGCAGUAAUGAUGAGAAAGACAGGACGACGUUUUUGGAAGACCGAAUGGGCAUUGAAUAUAUAGACGAACCUACCGCUUUACAUUCAGCUGCUCAACGGGGCCAUAUUGAGAUAACUAAGAUUUUGAUCAAAUCUGGCGAGGACUACAACCGCAAAAGCAUAACGCGAAUGACACCGUUGCAUCUAGCUGCUAGAAAAGGAAAUACUACAAUUGUAAAGUUGAUCCUUGAAAGCGGCGGAAAUCCGAAUGUGGUCGGUCGAAAUAACUCUUCUCCACUUCUAUUAGCGUCGAACGAAGGGAAAUUGAAUUCCGUGAAAGUCCUGCUCAAGGCCAGAGCGGAAGUUGAUAUAGUAGACCACGACCUGGAAAGUGCUCUGCAUAAGGCUUCGAAAUUUGGCUACUCUUCUAUAGUGAGCCUUCUUCUCCAGCAAGAAGCUGACGUAGACUUGCGGAACGAAGAUGGAAAUACGCCUCUUCAUCUAGCAGCCAAAAAGGGUCAUCUGGAAGCUGUAAAAGAUCUUUUCCAACAUGCACCAGACUUUAACAUAGCAAACCACCACGGAGAUACUGCGUUACACAUGGCCGCGAAAGGCCAAUUUAGUGCCGUAUUGCGUCACGUCCUCGAGAACUCGCCAGGCAUUAACAUAAACGACAGGGACAACAUGAAGGGGUUCACCGCUCUUCAUUGGUUAAACUCGGAUCCGGAGUGCAUAAAAAUAUUAAAAAGAUACGGAGCGGACAUGGAGGCUGAAAGCUCACUCAAUAAUACCGCCUUGUUUGAGGCGGUCCGUUGCAAUUCUGAGGAAGGGGUAAGGGCCCUCUUGGAAUGUGGCGCAAAACCAGACUCAAGAAAUCGAAGAGACUCCUACCCAAUGAAUCGUGCGGCUCAGCUUGGUAAUACUGCCAUCGUAAAGAUGCUCAUGGAUAUGAACGCAAAUCCGCUCUGUAAGGAUAAUCUGUCAGGUGGGGCUCGAACGCCAUUGCAAUUAGCCUUUGAGGGCGAUUUUCCAGAGUCAGUACUACAAGUAUUGGAAAGAGUAAACGGAUCACUACCCACGGCGGAUGACUACGGUGAAGCUGUUCUCUACAUAUUCCGACACGCGCCUCGUUCGAAGUCACUUUCCUUGUUGGCUCUGCAGAAAGCCCUCCAGAUUCCGAAUGUGAAUCUUGAGAUUACAGAUGAAGAUUAUGGCCAGACGCCCCUUUCACACGCAGCGGAAGGUGGCCACCAAGAGAUUGUUGAGAUGCUGUUAGCAGCUGGAGCUGAAAGGACUUCACAGGACAAUGUUUCUGGUCGUACGCCUCUACUAUGGCCAGUGGCCAACGGUCACGAAACAAUUGUGAUCAACCUGUUGGAAGAAAGUGCAAGCGACCAACUAGAUUUAACUGACAAACAAUCUUUUACUGCUUUACAUACAGCUAUAGCACGCGGAGAACCAUCAAUCAUCGAGAUCUUGCUCGACCAAGGAGCAAAUAUAGAAGCUAGGGCUUUCAGUAUUGACUUGACUCCUCUUGCAUAUGCUGCUGCGGUCACCACAAAACUGGAAGUGGUUAGCGCCUUAUUGUUUAGAGGCGCAAGUCUCUCUGCGUUGAAUCAAUGGUCGCUAACCCCUUUAGAGGUUGCAAUAAAGUUCGGAACCGUCGAUGUUGUAAAAGCAAUCACAGAAAAAGGAGCGUCACUAUCAACUCGUGCUUUCCAUGUCUCGCCCCUGGAGUUAGCAAUCACUUACAAGAGAAAAGAUGUGGGUUCUUACUUCAUGAGAGACCAUGCUAUGGUUCUAUUCAACGAUCAAGGAUGGGCUGUGUUACAUUUGGCGGCAAUACUUGGAGAUGUGGUGACGGUAAGAGCGUGCCUUCAGAACAACCCACAGGUCAAUUCUCGAGAUCGUAUGGGGUACACUCCUCUUCAUUGGGCAGCAAAGCAUGGACUUACGACUGUAACAAAGUUACUACUGGAUGAAGGCGCUGAUGUGAAUCUGGCUGGAAGUAGAGAAAUGACAGCCUUGCAUUUUGGUGCACACAGCCAAAAUGAAGAAACAUUGCAGAUCAUACUUUGCCACAAUCCGGACAUGAGCCUACUUGAUAUUCAUGGCUGGAACUUCAUGAGAAUAUUCCAGGCUCACAACGAACAUAAUCUCUCUUCAUUCUGCGGCGGAGCUGCUAUGAACGACUUCACAGACAACCGCUGGGAGAUUGCUGGAGAAUCGCCCAGCUGUCGGGUGAGGUCAAUAGUCGGCUCUGGUAUUAUCAUCUCUGAUGAUGGCUUAAUAAUCUCAGCAGAAAAUGUCCAUAAGACUGAAUUGCGGGUAGGUACACAAGUCCGAACUGACCACCCCAUGCCUUUUGGACUUUACUCAUACUAUUUUGAGAUAACUGUUCAACAAGCAGGCCAGGAAAGCGAAAUUGGUCUUGGUUUCUGCACAGACGACUCGGAGCGGAGAGGAAUGCCUGGUUGGGGCUGUGAGACUUGGGGAUAUAACAGCGAUGGUAGCAUACAUAAAUGGCUAGAAUCCGUAUCGAACGCAGAGUGGGUGCGGCCUGCGCCAAAAUAUUCCCAGAACGACACGAUUGGAUGUGGUGUAGACUUUCGAUCCCGAAAAGCUUAUUUCACAAAGAAUGGCGUGCUUUUGGGGAAGGAAGCAGUAUUUGGUGAAAUCAAGGGAAGAUUAUGGCCAUUGAUAUGUUUUCGAACUUCAGGAGCCGUUGUUUCGACGAACUUAGGAGGCGUGCGUGACUUUGUCUUCAAAGAAUCGGAAAUGGAAGUGACACAGAUUUACUGCGCUGAACCUGACGAAAAGCCCGUUACCAUGAUGGAAGAUUUAAAAGGCUGA
This is a messenger RNA of Glarea lozoyensis ATCC 20868, 5247 nucleotides long. Its product is annotated as Ankyrin repeat-containing protein. The transcript is spliced from 4 exons. The coding region runs from base 1 to 5247 and encodes 1748 amino acids. The record is from RefSeq and is a predicted model, not a curated record. Gene Ontology annotation, molecular function: protein binding. NCBI's taxonomy places the organism in Eukaryota, Fungi, Ascomycota, Leotiomycetes, Helotiales, Helotiaceae.